Molecule: messenger RNA, 3120 nt
Organism: Penicillium macrosclerotiorum
Lineage: Eukaryota; Fungi; Ascomycota; Eurotiomycetes; Eurotiales; Aspergillaceae
Gene: hir1
Product: putative histone transcription regulator Hir1
Exons: 6
Coding region: 1-3120 (1039 amino acids)
Biological process (GO): chromatin remodeling; regulation of DNA-templated transcription; DNA-templated transcription
Cellular component (GO): nucleus; HIR complex
Molecular function (GO): protein binding; nucleosome binding
Source: RefSeq, a predicted model, not a curated record
AUGCAUAUCAUCAAACCCGUUUGGCUGACGCAUGGAGGAGAACGGAAGGACUUCGAGGUUUACAGUUGCGAUGUGUCUCCUGAUGGGAAGAGACUGGUGACUGCCGCUGGAGAUGGAUAUGUUCGUAUCUGGUCCACAGAGGCCAUAUACAACACCGGAAACCCUGAAUUCGCAAGCAAGCCCAAACAGCUGGCCUCUAUGAGCAACCACUCCGGCACAAUCCAUACAGUUCGCUUUUCGCCGAAUGGGAAAUACUUGGCUUCAGGGGCCGAUGAUAAGAUCGUUUGCGUGUAUACCCUGGAUUCGAAUCCUCCAACACAUUCAACUUUCGGUUCCGACGAGGCGCCUCCUGUCGAGAACUGGCGCACGAUUCGACGUUUGAUUGGACAUGACAACGACGUGCAAGAUCUGGGAUGGUCGUACGACUCGUCCAUUCUAGUGUCUGUCGGAUUGGACUCAAAAGUGGUUGUGUGGUCAGGACAUACAUUCGAGAAGCUGAAGACGAUCGCCGUUCACCAGAGUCAUGUCAAGGGCAUCACUUUUGACCCGGCAAACAAAUACUUUGCGACAGCGAGCGAUGAUCGUACCGUGCGCAUUUUCCGAUUUACUUCACCGGCUCCAAACUCAAGCGCCCACGACCAGAUGAACAAUUUCGUUCUGGAACAAACCAUUUCUGCACCCUUCGCCAACUCUCCCUUGACUGCAUAUUUCCGUCGUUGCUCCUGGUCACCAGACGGCAUGCAUAUUGCCGCUGCAAAUGCGGUUAAUGGCCCCGUUAGUUCUGUUGCCAUUAUCAAUCGCGGCUCCUGGGAUGGCGAUAUCAACCUUAUUGGUCAUGAAGCCCCUGUUGAGGUCUGCUCAUUCUCACCACGACUCUAUUCAAGGGAGCCGGUGAACAAGCAGCAAUCGGAUACCCAUGCGCAACAUCAUAUUACAGUCAUUGCGUGUGCAGGUGCAGAUAAGUCACUCAGUGUAUGGAUCACAAGCAAUGCUCGUCCGAUUGUUGUUGCCCAAGAGAUGGCUGCCAAGUCAAUAUCAGAUCUGGCGUGGAGUCCCGACGGCAAGUGCCUUUAUGCCACAGCUUUGGAUGGCACCAUUGUGGCCGUUCGCUUUGAGGACGGCGAGCUGGGCUAUGCCACAGAAAUGGAAGAAAACGAAAAGUCGCUUACAAAAUUCGGAACGAAUCGCAAGGGUGCUGGUAUUACGGAGACCACCGAUGGGCUCCUACUUGAGGAGAAAAGCAAGGCCGUCGAAAUCAAGGGCGUCGAGGGUCGAAUGGGUGCACUGAUGGGGGAUGGUCACGCCGCCGCCGAGCCCACCGUCAACGGAGGAUCGACCCAACCUUCGAACGGCACAACUCCUGCGCGCGUUCCCUCACCGGCCCCUGAUACUGCGAAGACACAAACUAAUGGCACAUCAACCCCCAGCAAAGAAGCCGAGAAGGCAGACCCAUAUCAGGCUAAGCUCGAGCGGCUGAAGCAGCGCCCGACCUAUACAAAGGAGGGCAAGAAGCGCAUUGCGCCUUUACUGGUAUCUGGAGCCGGAGGGGGCGAGUCAUCCCUUCCACAAGCUCGUUUGAUGGCUUCCGUCAGCAGUCAGGUCAAGACGGAUGCGCCUACCUCUCUGGUAGACCUCUCGAAACCAUUCGAUGGCUUACCAAAGGGUGGCUUGACUGCUCUACUUCUCGGAAACAAACGCAAACUGGCUCAACUCGAGGGUGACGAAGAUGGACAUGUUGAGAAACGUGUUGCUGCCGCAAGCCAGAACGGCGCAACUCCUAUAAUGGCUAAUACGCCCGAUGGGCUUCUCCCAGCUCAGGUGCAACCCGCAAUCAGUGGUCAGCAGACUACACCCAAUUUUAUCCGGCCUGCAGUUACGAAUCCCUGCAUGUCGGUGAGCCAGCUACGGUUGGCAGUACCCAAAGUCCGUUUACAUAUUUUGCGUGCGCUGGACUCGACUGGAAAACCCACCGAACCUCCUGCUACGGCCGGUGACCCCAGUAGUAAAGAUAAGGGUCGGAUCGACAUUGUGUUUGAGGCAAAAAACCCAUCUCCGGCCAGCUUAACGGGUCGUGCAGUGGAUCGAGAGCCCGUGCGCCUCACGCUGUUCCGGGGAGAACAACCAUUGUGGCAAGAUUUCCUGCCCAAGUGUGUUCUGCUUGUUACCGGAAAUCAAAGCAUGUGGGCAGCGGCAUGCGAGGAUGGUUCAGUCUACAUCUGGACACCAGCCGGUCGUCGUUUAGUGAGCGCCCUGGUCCUCGAAGCACAGCCGGUGAUCUUGGACACCUAUCCUCUCCCCCAUCCACCCAUCUCUCUCCAACCUGUUCUUGACGCCGCCCUCCACACCCUCGGCGCCAAUCCCACCGCGCCUCCAGCCAUCACAGAUGCACGCAUCAACUCAGAGGGUCGUGUAGUGGUUUCUCUCACUAACGGUGAAGGUUACUCUUAUUCCCCCUCGAUGUACACAUGGCAGCGUAUCUCAGAAGCCUGGUGGGCGGUUGGCAGUCAAUACUGGAAUUCGACCGAGGCCCCUAUAGGUAACUUACAAGCCCGCGAUACCCAACAGGAUACCAAGGAUGCGAAAGCAGCCGUGGCUGCCGGUAUCAUCCCCUUCCUGGAACGCAACACCACCAACGAGACCCUGCUGCGCGGCCGGGCGUACUUCUUGCAGCGGCUUAUCAAAGUACUGCUUUCACGUGAGGGCUAUGAGACAUUUGAGUCCACCGUUUCGAUUGCUCAUCUCGAGAAUCGCAUGGCUGCAGCUUUGUCCCUGGGCGCAAAGGAAGAAUUCCGGCUGUACCUGAAUAUGUAUGCCAAGCGCAUCGGUGCGGAGGGCCUGAAGGGCAAGGUUGAGGAACUACUGAAAGGAUUGAUUGGAGGCUUGUUUGAGGAUGAAGAUGGGGGAGAAACUCUCUCCAAGCUGCAGGCCAAUGAGCGUGAAGGGCGUAAUUGGCGCGAAGGGUCUGACUUUCUGUGUGGCUGGCCGCGGGAGACGUUGCUGAAGGAGGUGAUUCUUGCUCUCGGAAAAUAUCGGGAAUUGCAACGCGUGACAGUCCCUUAUGCCAAGCUCCUGGACAUGGUGGAUACCGUCUCGGAUGGAGGCGAUGCGAUGGAUCUAUAA